UGUCUCUUUGACAAUUAUACUACAUCUUCUUAUUCUUUAGUUAUAUUAUUUGUUGGCGGUAAAAUAUUGAAACAAUUAACCGCACAGUAUUACAUUUACCAUCGACAUGGACCCAGGCACAGAUGUUGAUCAUGUGCUACAAUCUCUCGGCAAUGUCGGGAGGUAUCAAAAAUUUCAGUUGUCUUUGUUAUUUGUAUUCAUGUUGGAAAAUGCGUUUCAUCUGAUGGCAGCGAAUUAUGUCAGUUACAGACCUCGUUAUAACUGCAAGACUUUUAACGAAACUGUGUUACUUCAUAAGUAUAAUAUAGAAUCGAACAGAUCAGAUAUCAAGGUUAAGUAUGGCAAGUGUAACAUUUAUAUCCACGUAAAUGACACUGAUGCCGAAUAUCACUCGUCACAGUCAUGUCCAAAUGGUUAUGAGUAUGAGAUUCCAAAAGAUAGAUCAACCGUUACAGAGUGGGAUUUAGUAUGUGAGGGAUCAGUCAGAUCAGAAUUUGCUCAAACCUUAAUAAUGAUGGGACAAGCUGUAGGUGCUGCAAUUUUCUCUCCUCUUUCCGACAGAUUUGGAAGGAAGCCCAUUAACAUUAUUUCGCGAAUUCUUUACACAAUAGCCGGUGUGACUGCAAUGUUUUCUCCCUCUAUAGAAGUAUAUUCCGUGUACAGAUUGCUCAUAGGAACCUUUCAAGGAGGUAGUGUGAUGACAGUCUGUACUUUGUGUAUAGAAAUUCUGCCCACUGAGUUUCGACAUAGAGGAGAAGGACUAGCAUUCUUCGCUUGGACUGUUGGUAUUUGGUUUACCUCUGUUAUCGGAUACUUUUGUAGAAAUCUUCCUUGGAGAUAUUUCCAGAUGAUUUUAGGAUUACUGUCUUGGCAUGUUAUAUUUGAUUGGUUAUUUAUAGAUGAAUCUUUAAGAUGGCUUCUUGCAAAUGGAAAAACAGAUGAGGCAAUGAAAAUAAUUAGGAAAGCUGCCUCAUGGAAUAAUCAAAGUUUUGAGUCAGUAAUGGAAUCAGUAGAAAAGAAAAAUCUGAUGGUUCCAAAAGAUCUUAUUAUAGAAUCACCAGAAAAUCAGGAAAAAAUCACCAAACUUGAAUCAUGUGUUAGUAAUGGAACACCAGAACUAGACCAUGCAGUCCAUAGAUACUCGAUUUACACUGUUUUAAAGCAUAAAAGAAUAUUAAUCACAUCAUUAUUAUUGUGGGUAAUAUGGAUAACAAAUACACUGACAUAUUACGGACUGAUGCUUACGACAUCAAGACUUGCUGGAGACAGAUAUGUUAACAAUAUAUUAGCCGCUCUUUCGGAGAUUCCCGCCAUAAUCGUCCAACAGAUCAGUAUCAACAGAAUAGGAAGACGAUACGUGCUAGUAAUGUUUCAUAGUUUUUCUGGUAUAACUCUAAUUCUAGCCACAAUUUGUUCCUCAUAUUCAGGUGAAUACUACUGGCUGAAACACUUUUCGACAUUUUUCUCUAUAUUUGGAAGAUUUUCUGCGGCAGGUUCUUUUAGCAGCGUAUUCCUUUACACCCCAGAGUUAUAUCCUACUAACUUAAGGAAUGUUGGUCUUGGUAUGGCAUCAACUGUAUCUAGAAUAGGAUCAAUGAUAUCCCCAUUUGCUGCUACAUUGGCUGAUCAUGUAUUUUGGGGACCAGCUGCAAUCUUUGCUUUACUGAACAUAAUUUGUACAAUAAUUCUGUUGACCUUGCCUGAAACAAUGGGACGUGAGCUACCAACAACCGUAGAAGAGAUGAAGUCAUGGGUCAAAGAUAAAAAAGGAACUUUUGACGUCAGACGACCAAAGCAUUAUCUAAAGGAGAACAGACACCAUAGAUAAAAUGAAACAUCAAUUAAUUUAUCAAUGUAGAAAUCAAUAUAUUAUAUUUCUCUGUGUAUUUCACUGUGCUGAGUGUUCUAGCGUUUGUUUUUGUAUUCUUCCCACUUUCCUUUAUCGGAUAAGAUGUUUCCUUAAUAUCGAAUUAAGAAAACAUAACUUAUCCUU
Messenger RNA from Mytilus trossulus (common blue mussel), 1993 nucleotides. RefSeq names its product organic anion transporter 3-like. Gene Ontology annotation, cellular component: membrane. The transcript is spliced from 10 exons. Gene Ontology annotation, biological process: transmembrane transport. Gene Ontology annotation, molecular function: transmembrane transporter activity. Lineage: Eukaryota; Metazoa; Mollusca; Bivalvia; Mytilida; Mytilidae. Bases 107 to 1828 code for a protein of 573 amino acids. The record is from RefSeq and is a predicted model, not a curated record.